Cyclopterus lumpus (lumpfish) is the source of this 4552-nucleotide messenger RNA. It is a transcript of the gene itga8, whose product is annotated as integrin, alpha 8. Gene Ontology annotation, molecular function: integrin binding. NCBI's taxonomy places the organism in Eukaryota, Metazoa, Chordata, Actinopteri, Perciformes, Cyclopteridae. Bases 111 to 3278 code for a protein of 1055 amino acids. The transcript is spliced from 30 exons. The record is from RefSeq and is a predicted model, not a curated record. Gene Ontology annotation, biological process: cell-matrix adhesion; cell-cell adhesion; cell adhesion mediated by integrin. Gene Ontology annotation, cellular component: integrin complex; external side of plasma membrane.
CUCUCUCUCUCUCUCUCUCUCUCUCUCUCUCUCUCUCCCGCUCUCGCUCUCCCUCUUAUCCCCAGUUCCCUCUCAUUUGUGGCAAUAGUGCGCAUCUGGCUGUCCUUUGGAUGGAGCGCGUACGGAACAGUGCUUCCUCCGUUGAGAUGUUUAUUCUCGGGGUGCUGUCGGUUCUCUGGCCGGCGCUAAGUGGAGUUCUGAGUUUUAAUCUGUAUGCAGAGCACCCUACCGUUUACAAAGGACCUGAUGGAAGUUAUUUCGGCUAUUCUGUGGACUUCUACCAAGCUUCCGCCGACAGCAACACGAUCAGUGUAUUGGUUGGGGCUCCCAAAGCGAACACCUCUCAGCCCGGCAUUGUGGAGGCUGGGGCUGUCUACUACUGCCCCUGGCCCGGGCUGCCGGACAGCUGCAGACAGAUACCUUUUGAUAAUUCCAAUAACAGAAUGAUAAAGGUAAACGGCACUAGAGAGCCUCUGGAGUUUAAGUCGCACCAAUGGUUUGGAGCAUCUGUCAGGACGCACAAAGGAAAAGUGGUGGCAUGUGCUCCCCUCUACCACUGGCGGACAGUGAAACUCAGUGGGGAGAAGGACCCCGUGGGAACCUGCUAUGUGGCCGUCCAGAAUUUCAGCGCCUACGCAGAGUACUCGCCCUGCAGGACCAAUGAUCCAGACCCAGAGGGACAAGGGUUCUGCCAGGCUGGUUUCAGUGUGGAUUUCACCAAGGAAGGAAUGCUGGUAGUAGGAGGACCUGGAAGCUUUUACUGGCAAGGUCAGGUAAUGACAGCGGGUAUAGCUGAGAUACUGAACGGCUACUCUUUGAAGGCAGUCCUGAGACGGGUUCCAGGAGAGAAACAUACGCGAGCUGCUGAAGACACACACGACGACAGCUACCUUGGUUACUCUGUGGCAGUGGGGGAGUUUACAGGAGACUCUGAACAAGAGCUGAUAGCUGGAGUCCCGAGAGGAGCACAGAACUUUGGAUAUGUGGCAAUGAUCAACUCCACUAAUCUGACCUUCAUCCAGAACUUCACGGGGGAACAGAUGGCCUCAUAUUUUGGCUACUCGGUAGCUGUCACCGACCUGAAUGGAGAUGGGACCGACGAUGUGCUGGUUGGAGCACCCCUCUACAUGGAGAGAGAGAUGGAGAGCAAACCCAGAGAGGUGGGGAGAGUGUACCUGUACCUGCAGAUGGCCCCGCUCACUUUCUCCAAACCUGUUGCACUAACCGGCACACACACCUUUGGGCGCUUCGGCACAGCUAUAGCACCCCUGGGAGACAUCAACCAGGAUGGAUACAAUGACGUGGCGGUGGGCUGUCCGUUCGGAGGCGAGGAGCGUGGAGGCAGAGUAUUGAUCUUUAAUGGUAACCAAGCCGUAGCCACGCAAGGCCUGACACUGAGCCAAGAGCUAAGAGCAGCCGGGACCCCCAGUAGCAGCUUGCCUGGAUAUGGAUUUACUCUAAGAGGGGGCCAAGACCUGGACAACAAUCAGUAUCCCGAUCUAAUCGUGGGGGCGUUCGGGGCAGCUGAGGUGUCCCUGUACAGGUCUCGAGCUGUGGUGUCCGUGGAAGCUGCAAUGAUCUUGACUCCCAGAAUCCUGAACCCCGAUGACCGACAGUGUCACCUGCCUCAAACAGAUAUCAUGGUUACCUGUCUUAAGGUGGACGUGUGUGCAGCAGUGAGUGGAGUGGGGAUCCCCAGCGCUGUCGACCUGAGAGCAGAGCUGCAGCUGGAUUGGUUGAAAGGCACCAGAGGUGGAGUCAAGAGAAUUUUGUUCCUGGACACCCAGCAGCCUCAGCGCACUGGGCUGCUAAAAUUGGGACACAACAGCCCACAUGCAUGUCUGAGCUACACCAUUUACCUGAGAGAGGAGGAGGAUUUCAGGGACAAAUUGACCCCAAUCUCACUGGCUCUGAACUACAGCUUGGCUACACCCGUUCAUGGCCAAAACCUCCCACCUGUCCUCAACCAUUACAGCAGCACAUUCCUUCAAGAGCAUGCCUACAUUCUCCUGGACUGCGGUGACGACAAUAUUUGUAUCCCCGACCUCCAGCUCUCUGCCAGCAUGGACCGCUCAGAGCUGGUUAUUGGAGACGACAAUCUGGUAAUGUUGACCAUUACUGCGGUGAACCGAGGAGAGGGAGCCUAUGAGACGGAGCUCCACACACUGAUACCACCAGAGGCUGACUAUAUUGGAGUAGAACGCAGAGUGGAGUCCUUAUCUCAGCUGAACUGCGAGUACAAGAUGGUCAAUGACUCCAGAAGGGUUGUGUGUGACCUCGGGAACCCAAUGGUGGCUGGGACAGAGCUCUCUGUUGGUUUGAGGUUUUCUGUCCAAAGGCUGGAAGAUGCAGGACCAAAGAUCAGCUUUGAGCUACAGAUCCACAGCUCCAACAAAGAUAACUCCGACAGCAACCCAGUCAGUUUGAAUCUGUCCAUCAUUGCCAAAGCUCAGCUUGAUUUGCGUGGGGUGUCUCAUCCCUCUCAGGUGGUGCUGCCGUUCCCGCGCUGGGAGCCCAAAGAGAAGCCGGUCAAAGAGGACGACGUGGGGCCGCAAGUAACGCACAUCUAUGAGCUCCAUAACUUUGGUCCCAGCAGUAUUCGGGAUGCUGAGCUCCAGGUCGGCUGGCCUUCCCGUUUCCGUGACGAGAACCUGCUGUAUGCCAUGGAGAUUCAAACCGAUGGACCAAUUAGCUGCCGGACGAACACCAGCCUCAACCCACUUGGCCUUCAGAUCUCCUCUCUCCAGGACACACCUGAAUUAUUGGGCUUCUUGAGGAACGCCAGCGCUUCUUCUCAUCGCCACAAACGAUCCACUUCUGCCGCUGAAGGUUAUGCCGGUAAAACCUUGAAUUGCACCAAUAUCUCUUGUCUGAAGAUCAUAUGCAUCGUUGGCCGGUUGGAUCGCGGUCAGAGCGCCGUGGUGAAGAUCCGCUCGAGACUCUGGGCGCACACUUUCCUGCAGCGACGUAACGACCCCUACAUGCUCAACUCUACCGUGUCCUUCAUAGUCACCGCCCUGCCUUACCGCAUCCAACCCUCCACCCUGCCUCAACACUCCACCUCGAUGGGGACCCUGGUGUUGUGGGGUACUCCUGAUGUGUCGUUUGCUGUUCCACUCUGGGUCAUCAUCCUGGCCAUACUGCUGGGGCUGCUGGUGCUGGCUAUGUUAACAUUAGCUAUGUGGAAGUGUGGUUUCUUUGACCGGGCGCGGCCACCAGCUGACGAUAACGUCUCCGACCAGGAGCAGCUGACAUCUGAUCAAACAGGGGACGCCUAAGACGAUACGCGACAGCUCCAGAGUGGAGGACGGUGGUUUGAGAGGGACGUGCCCCUUCUGAGUAACUUAAAUCAGAUCUGAGAUCUGUGUUAGUCGGACCCUACAUUUCUUUGCUGGAGGUCUUCUACCUCUACGGUAAUGAAACUCACAGACUGAAGACUUCAGCGCCGCACAGACUGGGACCAAAGAACGAGGUUCAAACCAGCCGAAGUGGGGCUAAAACACACUUAACAGGCUCAAUCUCACACACACGUCCAUUGUUUAUCCAUCGUGAUGAAGCACCGAAAUGUACGACAGAAUGGACUUUGUUGUGAAGACAAUGCUUUAAAUUGUGUCUGUGUAAGUGGGGCACAAAGAUACUUGAGAUCUAUGCACAAGUGUGUGUGUGUGUGUGUGUGUCUAUCUGUGUGUGUGUGUGUGUGUGUUUGUGUGUGUGUCUAUCUCUGUGUGUGUGUGUGUGUGUGUGUUUGUGUGUGUGUGUUUGUGUGAACUGUACAUAUGUGUGUGUUUAUUAGGUGCCUCUUGUUUUAUCCUUUCAUUAUUUCCCACCUGAUUUAAUUUAUCCUACAGUAGGUUUCUACUAACUGGUCUACAGAUGUAUCACACACAUACACACACACACACAGAUGCAGCCACAUGCAUAAACACAAAGGCACAAAUUUGAUGUCUAUAUUUAUAAAUGUAUGUGCAAUAUUUCAGCGUUGCGUGAUACUGAAGCUUGUUUACACUGGCAUUAUUUUAUUAGAGCUUAAUGUUUCAAUGGUUUAUGAAUUAAUUGGUAUUUUAGAUAUUAUUAUUGCUGAGCAACAAAAGCAAUUAUUAGAAGCAGUUAGGACUGGUUUACAGAAACUCCUCACCACACUAGUUUUGACAAGUGAAUGGACAAAUAACUAACUUAUUAUCUCAAUAGAAUUACUUCAGAACUUUUAUUUUGGAGAUAACAAACCAUGUCUUAACAGCCGGAGCCCCGCCCUGCUACUUCAAGGUUUGCUUGUGUCGUUUUUUGGGGAUUUGUUUUUAACGUGACGGUUGAUAAGACUUUAAAAACUAGCUGUAAAGAUAAAUAAAAAUAGGAUCAAAAAAAUGCGCUGUAGACGGUCUGUGUACAUCACUGCACGUACGUUAUGGCAUUCAACAGUGUGUCCAUUGUUAUUAUUAAUGUGUCGUGCACAGCGUUACAAAAUUAAAUAACUUUGUAUAGGUCAUGUUUUAGUCAUAUUUGUUUUUUAUAUCUAGACUGAUGUUUUAUCUGAUUAAAGUGUUGUUUAAUUAUU